Octopus bimaculoides (California two-spot octopus) is the source of this 973-nucleotide messenger RNA. RefSeq lists its product as uncharacterized. The record is from RefSeq and is a predicted model, not a curated record. Gene Ontology annotation, molecular function: DNA-binding transcription factor activity, RNA polymerase II-specific; RNA polymerase II transcription regulatory region sequence-specific DNA binding. Gene Ontology annotation, biological process: regulation of transcription by RNA polymerase II. NCBI's taxonomy places the organism in Eukaryota, Metazoa, Mollusca, Cephalopoda, Octopoda, Octopodidae.
CAUCAACAACAACCAUCAUACUACCACCACUACCACUGCCACGACCAAUAAUUAUCCCCCAAACCACCACCACCACCACAACAGCAGCAACAACAGCAGCAUCGUCAUCAGGAGCUGCAGCAACACCACAACAAACACCCAUAACAAUAACAACAUCAUUAUCAACACCAGGCGUUUCAACAGCAGCAGCAGCAGCAACAACAACAACAACAGCUACAACAACAUCAGCAGCAGCAGUAGUGGUAGCAGUAGCAGCAGCAGCAGAAGCAGCAGAAGCAGCAGCAGCAACACCAUCAUCAGCAGCAGAAUCAGUGCAGGUAUCGGCAAGCGUGCACUGUGCACGGCCACACUCGGUAGAGCGCAUCAUCGCCUGUGUAGCAUGCAGGGUUCUUACAGCAUCAACGGUCUGCUGUCCGCCUCUCAUGAUGGGGCCCCACAGACGCUGGCCGAGAACUCCACGUCUCGACCUUCUGACGCCGCCGCUGCCGCCGCCGCCGCCGCCGCCGCUCUAGCAAAUGGAUUUAACAAUGCCAAAUAUCUGGGCUACGGCAGUCAGUCAUCUGUGACGGCAGCAGUGGCACACACCAGUAAAGAGAAUCAGACUUCACCCGGCGCCACGAGUAGUGAGUACCAGAGGGAGCAAAGUUCGGUGGCGUUGAAUCACUACUCAGAUAUACCUUACGGUCCUCAACAAGUGAAACGGAAGCAGAGGCGGUACAGAACGACGUUCACAAGUUAUCAGCUGGAGGAGUUGGAAAAAGCAUUCCACAAGACACACUACCCGGAUGUAUUCUGUCGAGAGGAGCUGGCGUUAAGGAUUGAUCUAACAGAAGCCAGAGUUCAGGUAUGGUUCCAGAACCGCAGAGCAAAAUGGCGGAAACAACAGAAACAGCAAGGAAAAGACAUAACCAUCACGCAAGGUGUUGUUGUUAGAAUGACAGCUGUUGUUGGCACCAAUGGAGUGGAAGAGUAA